Polyodon spathula (Mississippi paddlefish) is the source of this 3703-nucleotide messenger RNA. RefSeq names its product dehydrogenase/reductase SDR family member 7-like. The record is from RefSeq and is a predicted model, not a curated record. The transcript has 5 exons. Lineage: Eukaryota; Metazoa; Chordata; Actinopteri; Acipenseriformes; Polyodontidae. Bases 61 to 885 code for a protein of 274 amino acids. Gene Ontology annotation, molecular function: oxidoreductase activity.
AAUAAGUUAAUAUCCAUAUUAUGUUGCAGCUGUGUUUUACAGAAUUCAAUGCUUGAUUAGAUGGCGUUGGAUCUCAUAUCCGUGCUGUGGUAUAUUAUUUUGAUUUACGUCAUCGUUCAGCUGGUGCGGUUCCCCAGGGCAGAUGCAGACCUCACAUUGCUCUGGGCAGAAUCUUUCGGUAGAAAACCCGCAGACCAGCUGUGUGGCAAAAUCGUGUGGAUAACUGGGGCGUCCAGCGGAAUAGGGGAGGAGCUGGUUUAUCAGCUGGCAAAAACCGGAGCUUCGCUCAUUCUGCCUGCAAGAAGAGAGAACGAGCUUCUCAGGGUAAAGCAGAACUGCAUUGAGCAGAGCAGCUUACAAGAAAAGGAUAUUCUUGUUCUUCCGCUUGACUUGAACGCAAGAGGCUCCCAUGAAGCAAUAACAAAAACAGCCAUCGAGCACUUUGGCAAAAUUGAUAUCUUGUUGAAUAACGGUGGCCGUUCCCAGCGAUCCCUGUGCUUGGAAACUGGCCUCGAUGUUUACCAGGCUUUAAUGGAACUCAACUACCCGGGGACAGUCUCACUGGCAAAGUGUGUGCUGCCUCAUCUGGUGGAGAUGAAGAGAGGGCAGAUUUUGACCAUCAGCAGCGUGGCCGGGUUGGCUGGAGUCCCUCUUGCUUCAGGGUAUUCUGCUAGUAAACAUGCACUGCAGGGAUUUUUCAACUCUCUCAGGUCUGAGCUGGUGGAUUUCCCAGAAAUUACAAUCAGCAGUGUUUGUCCAGGUCCUGUCCAGUCACAGAUCACAAAACAUGCUUUCACAGGAGACUUGGGAAAGGUAGUGCUUGGAUUGUCUGGAACUUUUGUGUGUUACUAUUCUUCUACUGGUUUACCCAGCCCUCUUUAUUGAGCCUCAGAAUACCACUGUUUAUGUCAGUAGCUGACCUCACCUGCUGUCGACUCGCAUAAUAGUAUGAUAUGUUCAGACGAGGAUCCAAAAGGAAAAAGCAACUGCAGCUAGCUGGCACUGGAGUAAUUCACUAGCCUGUUGUCGCCUUUCACAUAUAAUGGACGUGGUUGGAGUCUAUUAAAUUAGCCUCCAGUGGGCCUUAUUAGUCAAUUGUCAGUGUUUGCUUGAGCCCAGGACUGAAUGGCUGAAGGUGUUUAGGUCAGGAUUAAGGUGCAGUCUGUCACAGUGCACAGAGUGGACUAUAGCCAGUGAGAUUAGGAUGUAUUUUAUUGACCUAAACAAUUAGCUCCUCAGCAGCCUGAGAUUGAUAAAACCCUCCCCUCCCCUCAUAUUUUAACAUGGUUAAAUGGUUGCUUGUUGCUGUGUGUGUUGCUGUUUUGCACGGUACAGUAAAGGGCCAUCACAAUUGUUUCGGUUUCCCAGGUUACCUUUAGAUAAACAGAAAGGUGCUUUCAGGUGUACUGUUACCUGGUUUCAGAGUUUACAGUUUAGGUCCCUGUUUAUUAAACUUUCAUCUCUCCUGUUAUUUGAAGUCCAUUGUACCUCGCAUCCCUUGGUCAAUCCAGGGCAGCACUGUGCUUGUUCAGAGGGACUGUAGAGGACCUGUUUUCAGAACUACCUGUCCAGCACCUUUUCAGGAGCACUGAAAUUAAAAACCCUAAAACUUCUCACUCCUUUUGAAGCAGGUGCAAAGAGAUAGAUAAAAUAAUUUAAAACAGCAUGCAGAAUACACAAGAAACUUUAAAAGUCUGCAAUUUAGGGGGUCAUUGUUUUAGGGGGGAUUGUUUUUAAAGAUUUUACAUAAUCCUGUAUAAUGCUCUCAAAAGGGGGAGGGAGUAUAUUUUCCAUUUUCCUCUCCCUUAACUGGAACCCAGUUCUUCAGGGUAUUUUGUCAAUGAAUCCAGUCUGUGGAGAAAAACAUGGUAGAAAAAUGCAUUGCUUGCCUUAACAGCUUUAGUGUCAGCAGAAAUGGCUAUGGUAUUUAGGACUAUUACAUUUACUUUAUUAUAUCAAAGAUUACACCCAUGUUAUGCAACUGUAUUUCUUUAGAAUUUUGGCAUGGUUUUCUUUUGGCUCAGUUUGCUGUCUGAUCACAGUGAUUCAUUCAAGACUUUGACAAGAGAUACAUUGUUAAAAACGUCUAUUUUUACUUCUGGUGUACGAAUGAAGACCUUGUGAUUGGGUGUACAAAGUUGUGGAUGUUAUUAACCAUUAGAGAGGAAGUCUGUCUACCAUUCACUUUCAUUGUGAUUUCAUAUCCUGUUAUCUUACACCAAUCAUCACAAAGGCUCAAAAGCAGGUCUUUUCAAAGCCUUGAUUUUAGUUUGAAAAAGUCUAACUCGCUUAUCACACAGUAGAGGACUCGUAAAGUGAACAAGACAAGUACUUCCCUCGCUAGUAUAUAAACUUUAAAUAAAAAAAUUAAAAAACAGUAAUGAGUGUGAUAAUAUUUGUGAAAAUUUGAGGCAGUUAUGACCUACAGGUAGAGUGACAGAGAAAUCUGAUAAUGAAUAAUGCCUCUGUCAGGAGUGACUCGAUUUUGAAAUGAGGGUGACAGCUAGAACAAGAUCUUUUUCAUAAGUUCAUAUAAUUUGUAUUUAAAAAAAUAAAGUACAGUUCUCCCUCGCUAUAAGGCUCUUAGAUAGAACGCUUCUACAGCAUUUGGUGCUCAGCAUGGAUAUCUUGCUACAAAAUGAAAGUCAGGCCUAAAGAUACAAAAAUGAUUUUUGUUUUGUUUUUUUCUUUUGAUACUGAGAACAUUUCAUUCUUUGCGGGAUGAAGCACACCAUGGUCAUAACUACUUCACUUCUUCCCCUUGUUCUUCUUAAAAAUACCACUUGCCUGUCUGCAGAAGGGAAUUCUAUUGCCACAAUGUAAGAAUGAAUUAAUUAAGAUGUUCAGUUGAUGUCUCGGGAGCCUUUGUACAUACCAUUAAAACAAGAAAGCCCUGUUUUUACUUAAUGGCAAUGUGAGGUGUUACAUUGGGGGGGAUACAGCUAAACAACCAAGAGUGCUUAAUCUAUUUUGAAUGCAUUUUUCAACACUGAUUUAAUACUUUUUACUGAAGCCACAUCAAAUAUUAUUUGUGCUGAAUCACAUUCAGACUGGUCAUUAAACCUUUAACUGAAAAAAUAUGUACAUUUAAUUUUAUAUAUUACACAUUGUAAUUACCAAACUUGCAGUUAUGUGGAGUUACGGUAGAUUUAUUGACUGGUUUCUUUUACAAAUCCACUGUUUGCUGCUGUCUCUGACAAAUCCAGUUUUCAGUUUAACCAUAUGAUGAUAUCACAGAAGUGUUUUUACACAAGUGAGGGCUAAGCUCAACAGACACACUUUACAGCAACUACCAUUAACAAGCUAAUUUAUGUGUUUAUUUUUAAACAUGUACCUUUUGAUCAACAAAUAGUACAGUAAUUGCUGAUAACCCUGUAGUAAAAGACAGAUCUAGGCCUGUAAGCAGAUGCAAAUAGUUUGGGCCAUAUUCACAAAGUACUUACCCCAGUGCUAACUUUGCAUAUUUUUUUUUUAUUUUGUAAAGAAAAACAAACUGCUAAUUUUAUAGCAGGUGCUCCUUAACUUACCUUCACAGUUAUUGUAACAUCGGUGUCUCUUUUUCUUUUUCCUUUUUUUUAAAACUUAGCACCGGAGUUGUGAAUGUUUUACCCGAAUUUAAAAUCAUUUCAACUUGUGACAGAAAAUAGUUACAGUACAAAUGUCCUGUAAAAAAAAAAAAAAUAUAUAUAUAUAUAUAUAUAUA